GCAUGUCCAGUUCUUUCAGUAAGGAUCGAGCUAGUGUAGCAGUGAGUUCAAAGUAGCAGUAUUUCGACUCGGACCCUUGAUGUUUGCAGUUAGUGCAUUUUGACGUUUUGUGUGGGUCACUGACCGAUAGUAUUGCCUCGUCAGCGUCUCCGGGAGUAACCUGAUGGAAUCUGUAUGUCAAGAAAGCAUACAAUGUAAUAAAAUCUGAAUAAAAAUGCAGAGGUUAUAAGUGGCCAUGCUGUGGCACCGGUCACGAUGGUAUUAUCCGAACUGCCCUGGGAGCCCCAGCUCGAACUGCCGAACCUACCGCCUUUUCAGGCCAGGAUUGUGGUUGGGCUGGUAGCUGUUAUUUGUUUUGCCAAUAGUUAUGAUGGCGACUUUGUCUUCGAUGAUUCGGAAGCUAUCAUCAAUAACAAGGACCUGAAACCAGAAACUCCCCUGAGUAAUAUUUGGGGAAAUGAUUUUUGGGGAAGUAACCUAAGCAGUAAUGCCAGCCACAAGUCCUACCGGCCACUCACCGUACUUACCUUUAGAUUUAACUGCCUCUUAGCUGGCGGCUUGUACCCUGUUGGCUUUCAUGUGCUGAACAUUGCCCUUCACGGUGUUAUCUCUGUAUUAAUGAUUGAUGUGUUUGCAAUAUUGAUUGGUGGCCUGGCUUAUGAUGGAAAAGGGAAAAGACUUAACCAGGCUCCAAAGGCAUCAUUUCUGGCUGCGUUGCUCUUUGCUGUGCAUCCAGUUCACACAGAAAGUGUUGCUGGGAUAGUUGGAAGAGCUGACCUCUUGUGCGCACUCUUCUUUCAACUCUCCUUCCUCAGCUACUGCAGAGCAUUUCAGAAAGGUUAUAAAGAAGACAAGUUUUCAGUAUCAUGGACAGUUGUAAGCCUUUCACUGUGUGCAGUGGCCAUGCUUUGCAAAGAACAGGGCAUCACUGUUUUGGGCGUGAAUGCAGCUUUCGAUGUUCUCAUGAUCUGCAAUGUAGAUAUCUAUGAAUUGAGCCACAGGCUUCUGUACAAAGGAAAGUCUGUGGAGAUUCAUGCAUUGUUCAAAAGGGGCUUCCUAACAAGAUUGGGCCUGCUCUCACUGGGGGGAGCUAUCCUUUUGUAUGCACGGUGGAGGAUCAUGGGAACCGGCCCACCAGCUUUCACUGAAGUAGACAACCCAGCUUCCUUUGCAGAAAAUCUAUUUAUACGAACUGUGAACUAUAAUUACUACUACUCUCUGAAUGCAUGGCUGCUGCUGUGUCCCUGGUGGCUGUGUUUUGAUUGGUCAAUGGGCUGUGUACCACUUAUUAGAUCAGUCAGUGACUGGAGAAUAAUCUCGCUGGUCAGUCUGUGGAUCUGCUUGAUGGGUUUGAUAAGUCAAGCCUUGUGUUCUGAGGACAGCAGUAAGAGAAGGACGCUGACAUUUGGACUCGUACUGCUGGUGAUCCCCUUUCUUCCAGCCAGCAAUCUGUUCUUCCGUGUGGGUUUCGUGAUAGCAGAGAGAGUCCUCUACCUGUCCUGUGCCGGAUACUGUCUUAUUGUAACAUACGCAAUUGGCUCUUUAUGCAGCCGUUGCAAGAACUACAAGAAACUCAUUCGCGCUUUGCUGUUGGUACUCCUGUGUGUGAAUGUUCUCCGCUGUGCUACCCGGAGUAGCCAGUGGAGGUCAGAAGAGAGCCUUUUCACCAGUGCCCUGUCAGUCUGCCCCCUCAAUGCUAAAGUUCAUUACAAUGUUGGCAAAAACCUUGCAGACAGGGGAAAUCAGACAGCUGCAAUCAAAUACUACAGAGAAGCUGUAAGGUUAAAUCCAAAGUAUGUCCAUGCCAUGAACAACCUGGGAAACAUAUUAAAAGAAAGAAACGAGUUGCAGGAAGCAGAAGAGCUGCUCUCGAGAGCUGUGCAAAUCCAGCCUGAUUUUGCUGCUGCUUGGAUGAAUCUGGGCAUUGUACAGAACAGUUUAAAAAAGUUUGAGAAUGCAGAAAAUAGCUACUGGAAUGCAAUUAAAUUCAGAAAGAAAUACCCAGAUUGCUACUACAACCUUGGAAGAUUAUACGCUGACUUGAAUCGCCAUGUUGAUGCCCUGAAUGCUUGGAGAAAUGCAACCAUGCUGAAAUCGGAUCAUAGUCUGGCGUGGAACAAUAUGGUGAUCCUUCUUGAUAAUACAGGAAAUCUAGCUCAAGCUGAGAUGAUUGGCAAAGAAGCCUUAAAACUACUUCCUAAUGAUCACACUAUUAUGUUUUCCUUGGCUAAUGUUCUGGGGAAACUGCAGAAAUAUAAGGAGUCUGAAAGUCUGUUUCUUUCUGCACUGAAAACCAACCCUGGUGCUGCCAGUUACCAUGGUAAUCUAGCUGUCCUUUACCAUCGCUGGGGGAAACUUGACAUGGCCAAGAAACACUAUGAGCUCUCUUUAAAACUUGACCCUAAUGCUCCAGGGACAAAGGAGAACUACAACAUGUUAAGACGGAAACUGGAGCAACUACAUAAAAAGGGAUCGGCUUGAUAAAACUUCAAGGACACUAUUGAUGCAUGCUGCAGACAUUUGAUUUAAUCUUUAUACUGUCCGUGUCUACUUUUCGGUAACACCUAAAAUUGUUCAUUUUGAUUUUUCUCACCAUUGUCAGUACUGUACAAAUGGCAAUAAACACAAAUUUCCAUUUCAUGUCCACUGGUCUCACUGGGAUCUGCUUUAGCAAUAAAGUGAUCGUGUUAUUGCUCAAAUAUUCAUCUGUUUUAUAUUGGAAAGCGGUGUGGUCUCUAUUUUGCUCUGUAAUACAGGCCAAUGUUUGUGUUGGAACAAAGGGGGGCUGGCUAUUAAUAUUAAACCAUCUUUGGUGAGAUCUUCUCAAAAUACUGGAAUAUGUGAUCGUUUGCAUCACUUAAUUUCAAUAUCCCACUUUUUUUCUGCUAGAAUCUGAAGUUUGUAAUCGGAUGGACCUUCUUUUGUAUGAUACCAAACUUGAAUAAUUGUUCUAAGUUUUUUUAUGUUUAACUUUGAUUGUUGCUACUUAUUUAAUUGUAAUAUUUUAUUUCUAAUUUAAUGGUAAUUUAUAAAAUGCAAAAAAAUCAAUGAGUAUUCCUGAAUGAUUAUGUAGGUUUUCUGUUUCUCACUGUAAUAAAUAAACCAUGGUUCUAAAAAUA
Messenger RNA from Lepisosteus oculatus (spotted gar), 3119 nucleotides. It is a transcript of the gene tmtc4, whose product is annotated as transmembrane O-mannosyltransferase targeting cadherins 4. Gene Ontology annotation, molecular function: mannosyltransferase activity; protein binding. The record is from RefSeq and is a predicted model, not a curated record. Gene Ontology annotation, biological process: protein O-linked glycosylation via mannose; endoplasmic reticulum unfolded protein response. Gene Ontology annotation, cellular component: endoplasmic reticulum. Lineage: Eukaryota; Metazoa; Chordata; Actinopteri; Semionotiformes; Lepisosteidae.